Molecule: messenger RNA, 509 nt
Organism: Boleophthalmus pectinirostris (great blue-spotted mudskipper)
Lineage: Eukaryota; Metazoa; Chordata; Actinopteri; Gobiiformes; Gobiidae
Product: A-kinase anchor protein 10, mitochondrial-like
Exons: 3
Source: RefSeq, a predicted model, not a curated record
CAUCCUCCUUCACACACCAUUUCCCACAAUGCUACUGCCGCACUGUUCCGGAAGUAAGGCGUUUAUUGACAAUAUGGCCGCGGAGCUGGGUUUGGAUUCAGAGAAAAAUCAUAUUUGACAGCACUGACGGGGCUGAAGUACCAACCCGUGAUCGGACCUGGAGUUUGGAGGACAGAUGCAGUUGAAUGAAGGGUCCGGUGGUUUUACGGCAUGUUAUCACUGAGCUGAGAAAAAGUCCCGAGUCUGAGCGCCUUCCGUCAUGUCGUUUUUCAAGAGGAAAGCCAAAACCAAAGAACCAGAGAAAGUGAUAGAUGCUAAAGUGAACCGAGCACCCGUCAGCCCACAAUCUCCUUCUCUGAAGAACCACAAUGCCCUCCACGACGUGGCGGGGCCCAGCCCUGUGGCCAUCAACGCCAUCUCCGCAAACAUGGACUCGUUUGCCCGGGGACGCACCGCUACCCUCAAGAAACAGCCCAGCCACAUGGAGGCAGCACACUUUGGAGAUCUAG